Exaiptasia diaphana is the source of this 1044-nucleotide messenger RNA. RefSeq names its product reticulon-1-A. NCBI's taxonomy places the organism in Eukaryota, Metazoa, Cnidaria, Anthozoa, Actiniaria, Aiptasiidae. The record is from RefSeq and is a predicted model, not a curated record. The transcript is spliced from 8 exons. The coding region runs from base 163 to 1011 and encodes 282 amino acids.
GAUUAUUGCGCCAGUUCGGAAAAUAAUUUGCCAUCAUCCCUAAAUAAAUCUUCGUUUGGGCUUGAACUUUCGUUGCGUAAGCUUUGCAUAAAGCCACAGUGAUCUCCUCAGAGCAGGUAGUAGAUAUUUAUUAUUUAAAAACAACUGGUUGUUGUUUGGGCGAUGGCAGAUUUUGAGAGUGAAAACCCKGARUCUCACGACUUCAUAAACGUCGACAAACCAGAGUCCGAGGUGGUGUCAACCGAACCCGAGCCAGAACCUGAACAAGAAGUCUCUUCAACUACUGAAACCAUGGAUUCUACUCAACCUGAGUCAGAAGAACAGUUUCAGAAGCAAGAAAAAGACGAAACUCCAGAGAUUCCAGAAGAAAAAUCGGCCGUUGUGGAUGACAAACCUGCAGUCGAAGCGGACUCGACCACCACUUCACGAGAGUUGACAAGCUUCCCAGCUCGGUGGAUGAAAGAAAACAACUUMGACAAAAGAGUUAUCGACCUCAUUUACUGGAGGAAUGUCAAGAAAACGGGAGUGGUAUUUGGUACAGAGCUGGUAGUGCUGCUGUCGCUAGCUUGUUACUCACUACUGAGUGUYGUUACAUUCUUCUCAAUGGCAGUUCUUACUGUUGCUCUUCUGUAUCGUGUUGGAAUGACUGUCAUGGGAGCCAUCCAGAAAAGUGGAUCUGAGAACCCUUUCAAGAAAUAUUUGGACAAAGACAUUGAGAUCUCCAAAGAAAAGGCAUCUGAGUUUGUAGAAUGCGUUGUUGGACAUGUUAAUUGUGGCACCAAAAGACUGAGAAGACUUUUCCUGGUUGAGGACAUUGUGGACUCUAUUAAGUUUGGUGUUAUUCUGUGGGUGUUGUCUUACAUUGGUGCUUGGUUUAGCAUGCUAACAUUGCUCAUUCUAGCUGUGAUUAUGGCAUUUUCUCUCCCAUGGGUCUAUGAAGAACAUCAGGACAAAAUUGAUGAAGUGUUAAAAACAGUUCACUCUCAAGURAAGACAAUCAUUGAACAGUAAGUACUAGAAGCUGCCACUUACUAGACUUAUGGU